Molecule: messenger RNA, 825 nt
Organism: Gigantopelta aegis
Lineage: Eukaryota; Metazoa; Mollusca; Gastropoda; Neomphalida; Peltospiridae
Product: dehydrogenase/reductase SDR family member 4-like
Exons: 9
Coding region: 1-825 (274 amino acids)
Molecular function (GO): carbonyl reductase (NADPH) activity
Source: RefSeq, a predicted model, not a curated record
AUGCUAAGACUUGGUCCAGUUUCACUAGCUGCUGUUUCUCUUCGAACGAUGUCUUCCCAGGUAACAAGAAAACUAGAAGGGCGAGUUGCUAUAGUAACUGCAUCAACGGAAGGAAUUGGUUAUGCCAUUGCUGAUCGUCUUGCACGUGAUGGUGCCAAAGUGAUGGUUAGUAGUCGUAAACAGGCCAAUGUUGAUAAGGCAGUAGAGUCACUCCAAAAACAGCAUGGAACUGAGUCCGUGUCUGGUGUCAUCUGUCAUGUGGGUAAAGAUGAAGACAGAAAGAGAUUAAUAAAAGAGACGUUGGAACGAUUUGGUAUGUUACAUAUAUUAGUAUCUAAUGCAGCUGUCAAUCCGACCUUUGGACCUACUCUUGAAACUCCUGAAUCAGCUUGGGACAAAAUAUUUGACAUUAAUAUCAAAUCUGCUGCAUUCCUUGUUAAAGAAGCUUACCCACAUCUUAAGAAAACAGGUGGCAAUGUUAUCUUUGUCUCUUCCAUUGGUGGAUUUACGCCAUUGAACCUCCUAGGUCCAUAUUCUAUUAGUAAGACAGCAUUGUUUGGUCUGACAAAGGUAUUAGCAGAUGAGUUAGCCCCUGAUAAUAUUAGAGUUAAUUGUUUAGCACCUGGUAUCAUUAAGACCAAAUUCAGUUCAGCACUUUGGCAAAAUGAAGCAGCUGCUGCAGAGUUCGUUAAUCAAAUACCAAUAAAAAGGCUAGGAGAACCAGAUGACUGUUCUGGUGCAGUCUCCUUCUUAAGUUCAGAUGAUGCAAAGUAUAUGACAGGAGAGACCAUUGUUGUCUCUGGAGGAAUGAAGAGCAGACUUUAA